Molecule: messenger RNA, 707 nt
Organism: Musa acuminata AAA Group (dessert banana)
Lineage: Eukaryota; Viridiplantae; Streptophyta; Magnoliopsida; Zingiberales; Musaceae
Product: nuclear transport factor 2B
Exons: 2
Coding region: 96-467 (123 amino acids)
Biological process (GO): nucleocytoplasmic transport
Cellular component (GO): nuclear pore central transport channel
Source: RefSeq, a predicted model, not a curated record
CCUCCCCCAUUUGGCUCUCUUCGCUCGUUUUGUACGCCAAAGAGGGGAAAGGGUAGGUUGGAAAGACGUCUUGUUUGACGACGGCGGCAGCGGCGAUGGAUCCGGACGCGGUGGCGAAGGCGUUCGUGGAGCACUACUACCGGACGUUUGACGGGAACCGGCCGGGGCUGGGGGGUCUGUACCAGGAUGCCUCCAUGCUGACCUUCGAGGGCGACAAGAUACAGGGCGCCGCGGCCAUCGUCGCCAAGCUGACCUCCCUCCCCUUCCAGCAGUGCGUCCACGCUGUCUCGACCGUCGAUUGCCAGCCGUCCGGCCCCGCCGGCGGCAUGCUCGUCUUCGUCAGCGGCUCCCUCCAGAUUUCCGGGGAAUCCCACGCCCUCAAGUUCAGCCAGAUGUUUCAUCUAAUGCCAACACCUCAGGGAAGCUUCUAUGUGCUGAACGACAUAUUCCGUCUGAACUAUGCCUGAAGAAUCAGUCUUUUUAGAGGGGAAGUCAAAGGUAUGAAUCGAUAGGCUUAUGCAAUGCUGUUGUGAUGGAUUUGGGUCUGUAGAAGGAUUGCCCUUUUCUCGUUAUUAAUUGUUUGGUUUCCCUUCUGGUUGGUUGGAUAGUAGAAAAGAUUUUGGAUCAUUUUAUGUAUUGGUAGACGAAUUUUGUGGCAAUUUAUAUGCGGUUUAGUCAUGAAUUUACUGGUUUUAUUUUGGUACCAA